This is a messenger RNA of Cryptotermes secundus, 1911 nucleotides long. RefSeq lists its product as uncharacterized. The transcript is spliced from 3 exons. Lineage: Eukaryota; Metazoa; Arthropoda; Insecta; Blattodea; Kalotermitidae. Bases 216 to 806 code for a protein of 196 amino acids. Gene Ontology annotation, cellular component: MIS12/MIND type complex. The record is from RefSeq and is a predicted model, not a curated record.
AUCUAUUGCAAUCUUUUGCGAUCAAUUGUACUGCUUAGAUAAAUAGUCUGAAAGUGUCUCCACGUACGAUGUCAAGAGCGUCAAGAGGCCCGCUGAAAAAAUCGAGAACGAUCGAGAAGGCUGUGGUGUGAAGACAAGUUCUUUGUGUAUGAAAUUUGGAUUAAGCUUAUGUUUGUGGUAUAUGUAUUUCGCGUUACGGUAACAUAACGUUGAUUAUGACAGACGUGCAAAGUUUACAAAACACCCAGUUGGAAGGAAAGGAUAUUCAACUGUUUCGUGUCCGAAUGCGAGGCAUUUUCGAAAAAAUUGUGGCUUGUGUGAGUAUAGAUAAGUUUGAAGAGAUAUAUGGUGCAGCACUGCAGGGAAGACAGUCACGGACAAGGCAUCUCUACAAAAUAUGGCAGACUACUGCACUUGAUGGAAUGUUAAGGGAGUUGAAUGAAAUUAUCAUUGAAGAAAACCUGGAUGGAAAGCUAAAGGAGCGGGCAAGAAUUAUUGAAGAAUGUCAAGAGGACAAUGGUACAAUAGCAUGGAGACCACCUGGGAACCCCACAGAACAUGUCCGAUCAUUUGACAUGAAAGAGAAGAUCAAAAGAAGAAAACAACUUGAGGAUUUUGUAAAUAGUAAAGAAGUUGAAGUGGAUCAAUUGAAGAGAGAAGUGUCAGCUGGGCGUAUGCAUGUGUGCCAACUUGAAAAUGUUUUAGAUGAUCAAGUGAAAAAGCUCCACUCUUUUUUUGAAGGAGAGAAGAAACACCAAGCAGAGCUGCAAGCUCACUUUGACCUCCUAACAAAACAAGUGCGAUAGAAUCUUGCUGAUGAGUUUAAUGUAAGUGCAUUUAGUACACUGCUUAAUAUAAUAAACUAAUUUAGACUAACUCUGAACUAGUAAGAAUUGAGUAAGUAUAUGCAGCAGAAUAUGACUGAGCUUGAUAGCUUCACUACAUGCACAGAGCAAUUAAGAAUCUUAUUCUGUCAGGAUAACAUUGAAGUUCACAUCACUUCUUAACUCUGAAGUCCUCAAAGAACUUUGAACUCUUUAAUGACAUGUUUUUCUCUUUUAUAUCCUUUUACCUCCAUCUCUUCACUUUCAGCUUUCUUCCCGGUCACAAUUUUCCUCUCUUGAAUAAACUGAACAUAUUCUGAGUUGUAAGAUGUAAUUUAAUGUCUUUAUGAGCUUCUUGUAGUUCUUUACUGAAAUUAUCCAUGUACUCUUCACAUUCUACAAAUAACUGCAUCACUUUUCAAGUCUAUUAGUCAGCUCCGUCAACCUCCAACAAUGGGGUUUGCCCAUGAUAUUUCUGUUGUUGAUAGGCUCCAGCUUUUGGUCUUGCUGGCCCCAUUUAUAUAGAUUCAUUGAUGACCGAUGUUCCGUUCUGUAGUAAUGGACGCUUCUGCAGUACCUCAUUGGCUCCAAAAUUCUGACUUUAGCAUCAUGUCACAUUGUUCCCCCCUUAUAAUUGCUACGGUUGAGAAGCUUACAGUCAUUCUGCCAUUUGUUCUGCUCUGAGGGGGCCUCCACGGUACAAGUAUGUCUAUGACCAACAUUGCAAAUGGCAUCACACUGCCAUAUUGGUCCCAGUACUUGUCUUGUCUUUAUUCCUUGUACAAUCAUUGGACUACUGUAAGAAUCUUUCCAAGCCUGAGGUCCAGUGUAACAUUUUGUAACAGACUUUUGCCUCAUAUGCAACCACCAAGCUGGAGUAUCAUCUUUUGUUGGCUGUUCACAACCACAUAUUCAAUAUUUUCACAGCUACCCUUUAGAUCCGGUGGCCUGUCUCCUCCAUGAACAACCCAAGGACAUGGAGGAUUAUUACGCCUAGAUUCACUGUUAUGCAGUGUUACUGUUCAUUUAAAAUUUACCAGAUGGCAGAGUGUCUUUUCCUGGUGUUUGACAAUGGUGAUGAGGAUAA